AUGGUGACGUUUGCACAGAAAUGGAUCCGAAAAGUCGAUGUCGAUUUCAGCAUCGAUGCAGCCGUCUGUCUGUCUGCCUGUCUGUCUAGCCUCCGCCCUCGCUCGUACUUCGAACUUCGACAUAUGGUGGGUGGAAACAGAGGGACAGACAUACAGACAGAUACACGACGCGAACGAUCUUUACGUGGACGGCGGCAUUUAGACGGCAAUGCCGCACGAAUUCAUGCCAUAUGGCUGCUGGUCGAACGACGAAGCAACGACGAAUCAUCGCAGUGGAACGAUGAGGCCGGCACGCGUGACGUCCUGCGACGAGGUGAGCGAGGAACGUUGCGUGAGGAAGAGAGUGCAGCCGAUUGUUCAACCGAAAGAGCCGAGCCGGGCAUACAUUGUUUCCUGUUUACGCCGUCGUUCCAUUCGUUCACGAUCACUCAUAUAACUGUUUACCAUAAGUCACUAACUGAAUACAGAGACAGAAAUGAGGGGACAUUCGAGGGAAGGGAGGCAAUUACGUAA
Molecule: messenger RNA, 513 nt
Organism: Soboliphyme baturini
Lineage: Eukaryota; Metazoa; Nematoda; Enoplea; Dioctophymatida; Soboliphymatidae
Source: the annotation of a GenBank genome assembly